Molecule: messenger RNA, 2506 nt
Organism: Erigeron canadensis
Lineage: Eukaryota; Viridiplantae; Streptophyta; Magnoliopsida; Asterales; Asteraceae
Product: protein NLP7-like
Exons: 6
Coding region: 310-2217 (635 amino acids)
Molecular function (GO): protein binding; DNA-binding transcription factor activity
Source: RefSeq, a predicted model, not a curated record
UUUACAAACCAAAACACCAAAACCCAAACCCACUUGGCCACUUGCCAACCUACUACACUUCAAUUCCUCCCUCCUCCGCCUUCUCAUAUAUUUCUCAAAAAAUUCAGACGAUUAAUAUUAAUUAAUUUCAUUAACAUAUAUAGAAUUAAUCUCCCAAAACCAGGCAGUUGAUAUAUAUAGCAUGCUCCACCACUGGUCGAAUCGAAUUGCCUGUCCGAUCUAAUAAUAAUAAUAUUUGUUUUGGGGUAUUAAUUAAGUACAGUGUAUGUAGAAAUCAGGAAGCUGAUCCAAACAUUCCCGUAUAUAUAUAUGGACCUCCAUGCAAAGACAGUUGAUUCUGGUGAUGUAUACAUAUACACAGGUUUUGGCAAGAUACCUUUAGAACCUCCCACCAUUCCAUUAUCUGGUGACACAAGAUACUUGACGCAACUUUGGGUUUCUGGAAAAGAAGUGCCACAUGAGGAAUUACAUCAGUCUGAUUCAUCCCAAUCCGAAAACACCGGUACAUGUUUCUUAAACAUUCCUUAUUUCUAUUACAACAGUUGUGACAGCAUCUUCUUUACAGGUUUCAGGCCGGGAGCUGAAAGUAUUGUCCCAAGUUAUCAGAAGACUAGGGACAAGAUCAAAUCUGCUCUAAAACAAUUAUCCUUUCGGGAGCAAUGUGUUCUUGUUCAGUUUUGGUCGCCUGAUCCUGCUGGGAAGCACCAAUUCCUUACAACCAGGGAUCAACCUUUUGGUCUUGGGGUAAUUGAUGAUCAAGGACUUUGUUCGUAUAGGAAGUACUCCGAGCACAACCCCUUUUUCAUCGAUAAAGAUCAUCAAGAAUACAACCUCAGUCCCCCUCUUCGAGUAUAUAUGCAAGGAUUGCCAGAGUGGUCUUCUGAUCUAACCAAUUACAGCCCCGAAGAUUUUCCUCUACAAGAUUUUGCUAUUCGCUGCAAUUUCCAUGGGUAUUUGGCUUUACCAGUGUUUGAUUCUACUACAAGGUUUUGUGUUGGUGUCCUUGAACUCUUAAUGUCUUCAAAGUAUACGAGUUAUGAUUAUGAGGUUCAACAAGUUCAUAGCGUGCUCAAGAAUGAAAAUCUGACAAGCCCAGGAACAUUUGGUCCUACUUCAAUGGUUUCAGAUGUAUGCAGGAAAAUUGAGAUGGAUAAAAUAUACCAUGCUUUGAAAAAUGUGUGUAGUAUCCACCGUGUGCCUCUUGCUCAGACAUGGGCUGCGUCACCAUCCGCCAGUUUUGUUUCUCGUGAACAAGCUAUAUGGAAGAGCUGUGAUAGCUUCCACACUAGAUGCUUUGGGAAAGUCUGCCUGUCCACAGCAGAUCUACCAUUUUAUGUACAAGACUUGGGUGUGUGGUCUUUCAGGGAAGCAAGUAUAGAGUGCCACCUGGAAAGCUCCCGAGGAGUUGUUGGGAGGGCGUUCUCCACCAAGGAUUCAUAUUAUUGUGCAGAUGUAACCAAACUCAGUCGAGAAGAGUAUCCUUUAGUCCAAAAUGCAUGCAUCAGUAAGUUAACCGGAUGCUUCACAAUAUUUUUGCAGAAUGUCGAAAGCAAUAAUCGCUAUGUUUUAGAGUUUUUUCUACCGAGGCACGUUGAAGGUAGUAGAUGCAUGUUGAAUGUGGUGCAAACAUUAAAGGAGAAUCUCAAUGCUGGAUUUAAAUUGGGUGACAAGUCACUGAUUCAAGCUGUUGGACCACAAACAGAUCUGUCUGUACACAUAAAACCUGAUAUUAUCCAAACUUCCUCGAACUGGAUGGCUGACAACUUCAUCUUUCGUAUGGAUUCAUCAUGUUCAGAGCCAAGUGUGACAUAUAUUGCUGGAUCUGACUGUGCUAAUGUCGCAUCUUUCACACACACGAGUACGGAAAACUCAUUUGCCGAAUUUACUGAUGUUGUAGAGCAGAAAGACCUUUUGAAAGAUGGAAUGCGUAAGAGAGACUCACGUGUAGUACUACCAGUUACUCGAAAGGUGAAAGUGAAGGUAACUUUUAGGAAGAUUCGGAAGAAGUUCCAGUUUCGUAUUUCAUCUGGACUGUCAAACUUGAAAAACAAAGUGGCAAAAAGGUUCAAGCUAACAGGUAACAUGAUUAAUCUAAAAUACAGGGACAAUGAAAAUGAUCUUAUACUCAUUUAUGAUGAUGCGGAUGUGGUGGCUGCUUUGCGUGCUUCAAGAAGUAAUGACACGAUCAAUUUAACCUGUGUGAAGAUCAAGGUAUGAUAGCUAACUAAUUGGGACAUAUUGGGUAAGUGAACUUUUUGGAAAAUUUCCCAGAACUUGUGUAUUUUUAUGGUUCUUAGGAAUCCUUUUAAGGUUUCCACUUAAAAAGUGGUGCAUAUACAUGCCAAGUGUACGAUUCCUUCCGAAGUGAGGCAUCAUCGCUAGACGUAUCUAGUCAAGACUUGAAAGAUAGGAAGUGUUGUAAAAGUUAUAUGUUUCAUAACCAUUGUGUAAAAUAGCUUUUGGUUCUUUUUGGCCUCUAUAUCAAAGCUCCUGGUCCCAUUUUUAA